AAGCAAUGGCGUGUCAAGGCUCUUUGUCCAGCAUGAUCUUGGCUUUGAUUCGUCGCUGCCACCCUCAAGGACCAUUGAUGGCGUUUCUGUUGAUUGGUACAGAACGAUCGAGGACACGUCUGCGAUGUCGGUUGACGAUGCCAUUGUGUUGUAUGACACUGUCACGGGCCAGCUGGGCGUCGACAAGAGAAACACCGUCGUCUCGUAUCCACGCUACCUGGGAUCUUCAGGAAGUAUGGACUACGGCCUGGCGUCGUACGGUGGGAAGUUUGAUAGUUGGGGAGCAGCGCUGACGGCCACCGCCAUCCGUCGAAGCCAGUUUGGCGUCGGCUUUGCCUCGCGCAGCGUUUCGGGCGGAAGCAAGACGUUUCUCUUCCGUGCUGAUGUCUUUGUCCACACUUCGAUCACGGUGACGGUCACGGACGUCUCGCCAACCAUGGUUGAUGCUGGCACCGUGGUUACCAUCAUCGGCACCGGGUUUGAACCACGCCCGACGGGCGAUAUGGUGGUGUUGGCCGGAACGACGGCGUACACGGCCACACCAGCGUCACCGACGCCAGCACUGGUCACUGUUGUGAGCUCUUCGGAGAUCCACUUUGUCGUUCCCAGCCAGCCGGUUCCCACUGUCUGGCGCUACUCGAUCAGCGUCGGGCUCUCGGAUAGCUCCAGCCCCGGUACGAUCUCACCGGUGCCGGACACGACGUCCGAGUCGUUCUCGAUUGUCUACAAAGGAUGCGGCAACAAUGUGGUUGAAGCUGGCGAGCAGUGCGAGUCAGGCUUGUGCUGUGACGUCGGCACGUGCAUGCUGCGGGCUGCUAGCACCGUCUGCCGCGUCGCCGCCGAUCUGUGUGACGCGGCCGAGCAGUGCGAUGGCAUCACGCCGGCAUGCCCCCCCGAUGUCACACUCGCCGCAGGCACCGAGUGCGGCAGCGCUAGCCAACCAUGCGCCAAAAAGUCGACGUGCGACGGCGUGGCCAAGAUCUGUCCUCCGUCUGGCUUCCAGCCGGCAACGUUUGUCUGUCGCCCAGCAAGCGACAGCUGCGAUCAGCCCGAGUUUUGCACCGGCGUGUCGGACACGUGCCCGAGCGAUGCCGUCAAGGCCUCUGGUGAGCUUUGUCGACCGCAGUCGUCGUGCGCAUACAACGCGACGUGUGAUGGAGUCGCCAAGUCCUGCCCGGCCUCGGUUUCCUUCCCCGAUGGCACGCUCUGCCGAGGUGUGCCGGCAUCAGGCCCGCACUGCGACGUGCCGGAGACUUGCGUUUCCGGCUCCUGCCCCAUCGAUGGGUUUCUGCCCAAGGACACCCUAUGCUCGGCUGCAUCCGGACCAUGUGAACAGGACUCUGUUUGCUCUGGCGCAGGCCCUGCGUGCCCUGCCAACCUGCCGCAGUCUGCAGGCAUCGAGUGCCGGGCGUCGGGCGGGCCAUGUGACCCGGCCGAGGCCUGCGAUGGCGUGUCGGCCAACUGCCCAGAAGAUGCCAAGCUUGCCGCCGGCACCGUGUGCUCAUCGAGCUCGUUCCCGUGCGUGGCCAACUCGGUCUGUGAUGGCGCGUCGAGCGGCUGCCCGGCAAACCAGCUGCUGGGUACCGACGUUGUCUGCCGGGCCUCUAGCCAGCCAUGUGAUGCACCAGAGACAUGCUCGGGUACGGCGCCGACUUGUCCCAUCGACGAGCUGCACCCGGCCGGCUUUGAGUGCCGGGCUGCCGGUGCGUUGCCGUGUGAGCCGUCGCUGGUGUGCAGUGGGGAAAGCUCGGCGUGUACCAACACAUCCACGCCAAUUCCCGACUCGUGCCUGAGUAGCACAGUGCAGAAGCCGCGGACUGACAAGUCCAAAGCUGCUGUGGCUGCCGCCUCGACCAUGGGCGCCCUCGCCUUUCUGGGUCUACUUGUUGUGGCCGUGCUGGCGUAUGUGAUGUGGCGGCGGCGCGCAGCGCGCCACAUCACUAUGCCGGACUUUGCACCGUUCCGCUACUACAACUUUGCCACGAGCAACAUGUCGGCGCUUACUCGGGCACGGGCGUGCGCCGCGCUGCUGUUGGGCGUUGUCUUUGAAGGCGAUGGCGAAGUUGAGCGUGGCGAGGACCGGUUUGCCCUCGCGCGGAGUCUUGUCGAGGUCUCGGACUUUGCCGACCGUGACCGCCUCCUGCGGGCGAUGCUGUAUCUGUACAUGGCGCCCGGCUUUGCCGAGGCUGUUGUCAUUGAUGCGCUGUCAGUCGAGGUUGCCGCUGCACAGGACACCGGUUCCCUGCUCCGGGCCAACUCUGCUGCGUCCAAACUGUGGCAAGCCUACACCCGUGCGGUGGGCCUUGAGUUUGUGUGGGCGUCGGUCGGCGAGCUGGUUGCCAUCUUUGUCCGUGACAACGAGGGGGAUGCACGCGCAACCGACGCCGUUGUCGAGGUCGAGUCGCUUGACGUCCGCCAGCACGGCGACGGCGAUCUCGACGACGCGCUCGAGAUCGGCGUGGUGAAGUACGCCGCCAUGGCACUUGCGCAGAAGAUGCUGUCGGCGUCGCUGGCGGCGGUCGAGGCGAUGCCUAACGGCAUGGUCCAGAUCCUGCAGGCUCUCUACGGACUUGUCCGUGCCAAGUUUGGUGACGAUCCAGCAACCAAGUCCGUCCUCGCCUUUGUCUUCCUGCGCGCACUCUGCCCGGCGGUCUCGAUGCCGUCGGCAAUGGGCAUGACGCCGCUCGUCCAGCCCACCACCCGCAAGUCGCUGGUCGUUGUUGCUAAGAUCCUCCAGAACGUGGCCAACAAGGUCGAGUUUGGCGGCAAAGAGCCGCACAUGUCGCAGUUCAACGACUUUGUUCUCUCCAACCUGGGUAACGUCGAUGCCUACGUCGGCGCAGUCCUCGCCCGUCGCAUCGACACCGGCUCGGCUGUCAUCGCGCCUCCACCGCCAGACAAGGCGCUCCAGGUCGCCGCCGGCGUCGUCCACACCCUCACCGAUACGUACGCCCAGUCCAAGCCAGCGCUCAUGGCCCAGCUGGAUCACAUUCCUCCCAUCGCCGGCCACGGCCUCGCUGAUGUUGAAGCUGCCGCUGAGCCUACCGCCGCUGAGCCUGCUACCGCUGAGCCUGCCACCCCCGAGCCCGCCGGAGCUGAGCCUGCCGCCACCGAGCCCGCUAAGGCUGCUGCCUCCAGCCAUCCCACGCCCCCGACCGAACCGACAGCCGCGUCGUUUGCCGAGCAGCUUGCGCAGUGUCUCGCAUUCCUCCCAGAGCCGGUGCGCCUCAAGGAUCUGCUCACAUCUGGUACAGAAGCUGGUGUCAACAAAGCCAAUACCGAUAACUGGCCCUCAUCGUUUGGGUCCAUCACCUACGGUGGGCCGACCGAUACGUGGGGCUUGGCCUCACUCACGCCUGACGACCUUGCCUCGCCCAACUUUGGAUGGGCGUUGGCGGUGUCAGGCACCGACUCGGGUGCGGUUCUCAAAAUCCGGCACGGCGGCUCGACUGGGCCGACGAUGACGGUGUACUAUAGCAUGAACGCGGUGGUAUCGGGUCAUGUCCCUGCAGCGGUGACGAGCGGCGAGCAGUUUCGGGUUAUUGGCUCAGGAUUGCAGACCUCGCCCGACGCGGCGUCUCAGGAGAUCCGCUGCCGGUUCGGUGGAGGCGCGUCCGAGGCGGCAGCUGUAAGCGUGGCCGCGGAUGGGAGCUCGGUGGUGUGCACGGCACCGGAUCCUGCUCUAGUGGGCGCGAGCGCAGGCUCGAUGUGGAAGAGCAGCGUCGAGGUCUCGAUGGACGGCGGCACUACUUGGAGCGGGACUAUCGAUCUGCAAUACGUCGGCUGCGGAAACGGGAUCGUCGACAUUGGCGAGAACUGUGACGAGACGAGCGCGUGUUGUACCAGUUCGUGCCUGUUUGCGCCUGCCACUGCGAUCUGCCGCGUCAAGGCCGGACCCUGCGACGCUGCCGAGCUCUGUCCCGGCGACGCAACCGAUUGCCCACAGGACGACUUCCUCCCCGCGCUUUCUGUCUGCACCUCGCUCGCCGCUGACGACGUUUGCGCCACACCUGGAGUCUGCAACGGGAGCUCGAUCACCUGUCCACCGCCUGGACUUGCGGCUGCCGGCACGGUCUGUCGGGCGGCAGCAGACACGUGUGAUGUAGCCGAGACGUGCGACGGGGUAUCGACCAAGUGUCCGACCGACAAGUUUGUGGCAAGUGGCACGAUGUGCGAGGCGGGGAGCGAGUGCUCGUUCCCGUCGGUCUGCACCGGCAGCGGGCCCAACUGUCCACCGCGGGUUAUGCGCACCUCGGUCUGCCGCGCAUCGCGUGGUCGCUGCGACGUGGAAGAGAGCUGCGACGGCGUAUCGCCGACGUGUCCGUCAGACUCGUUUGAGCCGGACACCAAGCUUUGUGCGACAGCGCCAUCGGUAUGCGCAACAGACGCGUUCUGCACCGGCAUCGGACCCGAGUGCCCGGCUUUUACGCUGGCACCGGCAGGGACGGUGUGUCGACCGGCGAACACCAGCUGCGACCUGGCCGAAGAGUGCAACGGGCUCUCUGCGCUCUGCCCGAUCGACGUUGUCCUACCGUUUGGCACGGUGUGUGCGGCAGCCCGCGGCGAGUGCGAGAACGAGGCGCGGUGCAGCGGCGUGUCCGCGAUGUGCCCGGCACGGACGCUCAAGCCUGCGUCGACCGAGUGCCGCCCUGCGGCCGGCCCGUGCGAUGUGGCCGAGUUUUGCACGGCUGGCGCGUUCAGCUGCCCCGUCGACAAUCUUGUUGUCUCGGGACAGGUGUGCAAGCAAGACUCACCAUGUGAUGUUCCCCUGGUGUGCAGCGGCAUGGAUCCAGGGUGUACUGAGAAGGAUGACAGCUUUGAGCCUGCCGCGAGCUGCGAGGCGCGGGUUGUGGCCGCGCCGCCGAAAUCCAACUCGGGUGCGGUGGCCGGAGCUUCUGUGGUGGGCGUUCUUGUGUUGCUCGGAUGCAUUGCGGCUGGAGUGGCCGCCGCAAUUGUGGUCCGGCGCCGGAGAGCCGAGGCAGCACGGCUGGAGAUGCCCGACCUGGAGCCGUUCCGGUUCUACGGGUAUGCGACGGCUGAGAUGGAGCCGACGACGGCAUCGCUAGUGGCCAACGCAGCGGCGCUUGGCCCGCUCUUUGUGGCCGACGCACGCGGCGGCGAGUUUGCACUGGCGCAUGCCCUGUUUGACUCGCUCUCGGUCGGCGAUCUCGACCAUGCGUGCAAGGCGAUGCUGUACAGCUACGCUGGCUCACAGUCCGGCUCGGGUCUCGGGCUUGUUCUCUCUCGCAUCCGAGUCGAGGUGGCAGCGGCGGCGGACGAGGGCACGUUGUUCAGGACCAACUCGGCGGCGACCAAGCUGAUGCAGGCGUACGCGCGGAUGGUGGGCCUCGAGUACCUGUGGCAGGUGGUCGGCGUCCACGUCGUGACGCUGUACUACAAGCUCGCGGGCGCCGACGAGGGCAAGGCAAUGGAACUGGACGCAACGCGCGGGAGCGGAACCGAGGACGUGGCUGUGUCACGGUACGAGGUCUCUGCGCUUGCGCAAAAGGUGCUGUCGUCGAUUGUGCGGGGGCGGCGCGAAAUGCCGCCCGGAAUGGUGGCCAUUUGCCAGACGCUACACGCCAGCGUCGGGGCUCGGUUUGGACCGGUCGGCGCUGCGCGCGGCGUCUCUGGCUUUCUUUUUCUGCGCUUCUUCUGCUCCUCCGUUGCUGCGCCCGAGUCGGUAGGCUUUCUCCCGCACCCGCCCGAGCCAGCGAUCCGGCGGCAGCUAACGUUGCUGUCCAAGGUGCUGCAGAACCUGGCCAACAAGGUCAUGUUUGGCGGCAAGGAGCCGUACAUGAUCCCGCUCAACGAAUUCCUCGAGGCCAACGCGCCUGCGCUUGACCAGUACAUCGACGAUCUGGUGGCGGCGCCGUCGCCGCCGCAGGCUGGGUCGGUCCUCGCUACUGCCCCACUUCCUGACAAAGUCACCUCGGCCGCACUGGGGGUUACCGCCGGCUUUGUGGUUGCUGCCAACUCUGUUGCAGAAGGCGCGUUCCGCGACGUCCUCGCCCGCCACCCGCCGCUCGACAUCAACAUCAGCGGAGGCGAUGGGCCGCCUGCAAAUGCGGCCCCGGCAGCCGCAGCGCUGCCGCCCGCGCCCUCACUAGGCCACGCCGAUUCGGUCGACGGCAUCGAGCUCUCGCUGCUCGGAAACGACCGGUUGGCCGGCAAAGUCGAUGUAGACGCGGUCGACGGUGACAGCUGUGACGAGGCGACGGCAUCUGGCGAGGCGGCAGCUGAAGCGGGCGCUAGCAAGACGAGCGAGACCGAAGCGCAGCUGACGUCGGCCUUUUCGCUCCUCAACCAGCUCGCGGUCAUCCUCGCCUUUGUUGGAACGCCUGCCAAGCGGACUGCCAUCCUGCGGCAGCCUGUCCAAGCCAAGAGCAAGCGUUGAAGCCCUUGCCCCUCACCACCACACCACCCAACCACUGGUAAACCUAUCGCGAUG
Thecamonas trahens ATCC 50062 is the source of this 6451-nucleotide messenger RNA. Its product is annotated as disintegrin. Gene Ontology annotation, biological process: regulation of GTPase activity. Lineage: Eukaryota; Apusomonadida; Apusomonadidae. Bases 125 to 6397 code for a protein of 2090 amino acids. The record is from RefSeq and is a predicted model, not a curated record. The transcript has 2 exons.